GAUAUGAAAACAAAGCCACAGCAUGCCUAGAUCACAUAGACCGUCCACUGGCACACAUCAGAAACCUGUGACCGUGGACAAUAUUAAGAAGAGAUCGGUCGACAUGUUCUACAAUCAGCCUGGUUCUCAGUCGAGCAUUAAAAGUGGUUGCAGAAAGAUGUUCAACAGGAGACCGAACAACAGUGAGGAAGUAGACAGUGGCACAUCAGAGGUUCUACACCAUGUCACGGAUACCAAUGAGGAGGCUAACCUACCUAGAGAACCCGGUGCAGAUGAUAGCGGAGAUGAAAGCGUCAACUCCAGCAGUGGAAUCGGGACAAAAGUACCUACAGAACCCAGUGCAGAUGAUAGCGGAGAUGAAAGCAACACAAGUUCCUCCAGUGACUCUGUUCACACUCGCGAUGAGGACAAGGAUGACGGUCACAAUUCUGUACCCAAACAUGUCGCGGAAAGGGUAUCCUCUCCAGUCAAACAUAGUGUACCUAUCAAACAAAAAAGUACCAGAGUGACUGGAGUCCAACAAGACGCUGAUACUGAACCAUGUGUAUCUGCUGAGCCAGAGUAUCAGUAUACAGAGGAUGCUGCCUGUUCUGGGACGGUAUGCACUGUGCCUAAUUCCCCCACGACGCAAACCCAGGAGCCAGACUCUGAUGAGACUCAGACCCCAGAAUCUGCUGAGACGCAGACCGAGGAGCCAGACUCUGAUGAGACUCAGACCCCAGAAUCUGCUGAGACGCAGACCGAGAAGACAGACUCUGAUGAGACUCAGACCCCAGAAUCUGCUGAGACGCAGACCGAGGAGCCAGACUCUGAUGAGACUCAGACCCCAGAAUCUGCUGAGACGCAAACCCAGGAGCCAGACUCUGAUGAGACUCAGACCCCAGAAUCUGCUGAGACGCAGACCGAGGAGCCAGACUCUGAUGAGACUCAGGCCAAUGAGGUAGUGUCCGCUGAGACUGUGUCUGCAGAGACUCAGAACCCAGACUCUGAUGAGACUCAGACCAAUGAGGUAGUGUCCGCUGAGACUGUGUCUGCUGCGACUCAGACCCCAGAAUCUGCUGAGACACAGACCGAGGAGCCAGACUCUGAUGAGACAGACCAAGGACCCAGACUCUGAUGAGACUCAGCCCCAGUCUACAACUGAACCAUUGUUCCAACAACCUAUUGGUGAAACAUGUGAAAUAUCUCACAAUGUGCCUGAAUGUAGAGUUGACCAUGCAAUUGUAUUAGCUGCGCCCUGGGUAUCAAGAUAGGGCUGAUGAAGUUGUCUCUGCGACAGAGCACGUAACCAGGGCCGGGUGUGCUCCCUCAAAGGAACCUGAGACUGCCGUGGAUAGCAUCACAGCCAUGUCUGGGUGUGAUACAUCAGAGGAGGUUGAUGCUGCCCUUGAUAGCAUGACAUGUGUCACGGGUACCGAGAGAGUUCCGGAUGAUAUGCUAACCGAUGUGGAAUAUGCAAACGCCUUUCAAGAGUGUGAAGUGUCUCAAUUCUAUGCAUCCCGAGCCGCAUUUCAGUAGGCCACAGUUGAACGUUGACUCUUGUCCAGGUUCAAUAUUUUCUGCUACAACCGAUCCCCUUCCCACUACGAUACCACCUUCAAGCGCCAUCUCUAAUGUGUUAACCCAGCCUACAGAUGUGGAACUCAACGCCUUCAAUGCCUGUAUUGGUGACAUGGACCCUCUCGGGUACCCAGACAACUCCAUGUUUGCUCUUGAGAGGGUCUGUGGUGAAUAUGUAUUUCAACAACAACAACAGCCUCUAGAGGCCCAGCAGGUUGAGGUGCAUCUGGAAACGUUUCAUCAAGUGCCUUGACCGCCGCAGGAGGCCCGGGUCCUACAUCCCCAACAACCAGCAUCUCAAGUGCCUAAAACGUCACAGUAGACUGUUGAUAUACACGGGUUCAAACUCAAGCCAGUGACAUCUUUACAGUCGCAAAGGACAUUGUUCCCCACACCACCACAAUCCGAAGCGGCUGUCACCUAUGAAGAACCCGUGCCUGGUCCCAGCCGAUAUAACCUGGACAGCGACGGGGCCACCGUGUCGUCCAUUGCGAUGAUAAUCCCUGUGGUGAAACAGUUGAUUAUAUGUGGCACAUGUAAAAAAAUAAGUUCAACAGAGUGUUCAACUGUAACAACUACUCGAUUCAGCUGAACAGGCCCAUGCAAUGUGCUGGCGGCUGUCUAUUGUGCACACUGUGUUACAGUGAACAAAGUGCUUGUCGCCUACACAAUAUAUCGUCCACAAGGGCCGCUGUAAGCACCACAGCCAACACCCUUGCAAAUUGCCCUGCCCUGGAGAAUGUAGGAGACUGGGAUCUGGAACUCAACAUAGAUGAUAUGUUCAAGACUGACAAGGACAUCAACGUCCACGUGCAGCUGAUUAUGAACGAGGAGCAAUCCUCUGGAGUUGACACCCUGAA
Messenger RNA from Oncorhynchus keta (chum salmon), 2420 nucleotides. RefSeq names its product germ cell nuclear acidic protein-like. The record is from RefSeq and is a predicted model, not a curated record. The transcript has 2 exons. The coding region runs from base 23 to 1117 and encodes 364 amino acids. NCBI's taxonomy places the organism in Eukaryota, Metazoa, Chordata, Actinopteri, Salmoniformes, Salmonidae.